CAAAUUUACUCUUUUUAAAAAUUGUCAGUCAUAUUUUGCGGCUGAUGGAAUAUGGCCGUGUUGGGCCCGUGUGUGAGUGUAAAUAUGAAUGGGCACAAUAAUAUUCACAGUCAACUAACAAAAUCAUUAGAAAGAAUUCUCGAAGAUGCUUAUUUGAGUGGUGAAUUAAAGUUGAGUGGACGUAAACUACGAGAUUUUCCCAAACCCGUGAAAUAUGACUUGAGUGAUACAGUUGUUGCUGAUUUAUCGAAGAACAGAUUCAGUGAAGUGCCUGAUGAGGUCACUGCGUACGUGUAUUUGGAGAAACUGUUGCUGUCGCAGAAUGUUAUCAGAAGCGUUCCCGGUACUGUGGGAGGCUUACAGUCUCUUACUUAUUUAGAUCUCACUUCAAAUCAGCUGACAGAGCUGCCCCGAGAAGUAUGUCAGAUGCCAUUACAAGUGCUACUAGUCCCGGAUAACAUGCUCUCUACACUGCCAAAGGAAAUUGGCAAGAUGACGUCACUGGCAGAACUGGACGCUUCAAACAAUAGGCUGACACAAGUGCCAAUGACUCUAGGAGACUGCGCUGGUUUAAGGGCGUUGGACCUUAGUAAUAAUCAGUUAGGACUUUUGCCUUUACAAAUUACGUAUUUAAGACUGGAACACUUGGAUGUGAGUUGUAAUUGUAUAUCAUCGUUGCCAUUAGAGCUUCGGAAUAUGAACUCACUCGUUACCCUGAACUUAGACAACAACCCUUUAGUUUCACCUCCUACCACAGUUUGCAUGCGCGGGCGUGUGCAUAUAUUCAAGUACUUAGAAAACACGGCAAGCAAAGACAACAUACCUCAACAUAAGAGAGUAGAGGAAACAAAAAGGACAGCUAAGCAUACAUCGUAUAUCAACAACUCGCCGAAUCAGUCGACGACGCAUCAGAUCACGUCCGGGAACGCCACGAUUGACUGUCUCAGGCAUAAGCCGAGACACGUCAUCGACAGUGGAUACUGUACAGAUGGUGUUGACAAGAGGUGGUCAAAUGAUGGGGGAGGCGAAGCGGGUGGGGGGUGUGGUUCUGGUCGGUCCACACCCAGCACACCUUCCACUCUAUCUCCGGGCGCUGCUCUAUCCAGGACACAAUCGCUUUCAAGUGAAACACCACUAGCUCCGCUGACACCAAUAUUAACCGGCCUCCGUAUAUCACCCGAAGGGAACAUUUCCAAUGGCGACGAUAAGAGUAAAUUAGUCCACCAACAAACCUACAGACAAUACAAAGAAGCCCUAAGACAACAAAGACAGCAAGACGUCUACCGGCCCCGCACAGACCAACCCUCGCCAGAUUUGGAUUCGUCCCCACAGUCACAGAACCAAAGUCCGAUUCACGCAAACUCCUCCCCCCACUCACCCGUAAAUGGCUACAGUAACGUAUCCCCGAGUUUAUACAGAUCCAUAUCAUCCAACUCCAGUGUCUCUACCUCAUCCCCUAAUACCUCACACGUGCCAAACUCCCCACUCCUACACUCCACCCCCAGAAGGUUCCAGAAUCAAAAUGGGAACAGCGAGAAAGAGGAGAACAAACGGCCAGUACAGAAAGUGGUGCCAUCUAGGAACGUAAACAAAAUGUAUAGCAACGUCAAUGGGAAUAUAGAUUACAAUCGUGUGAACGGUCAGGCUGAGGCGUAUGUGAAGCCGACUUCACCGACGAAGUCGCCGACGAAUAGUUUAGGUUAUAAUAGUAUGGGAAAGUCGAGUAUACCGAGGGUUAAUGGGGAUGGCGCUAAGUUGUUAACGACGAGCGUAUCGUAUUUGAAAGGUGCGCCGCCAAAGCCUACGGGAAAGAUGGCGUGGAACAAGGAGGCUUCUGAUAAGCUGAGCUUCACGAUGAAGAGGGAAUUCGAUAAGCAGAAGGAAGAGGAGGAAUUACUACAACAGCUUAGGGUGAUAAUAGAGAGCCGCCUGAAGAUGUCGCUGCCGGAACAGUUAGCUCCUGUGCUGUCAGAUGGCGUGGUGUUAUGUCACCUCGCUAACCACGUGCGGCCACGCUCUGUGGCAUCGGUGCACGUGCCCUCGCCUGCACAGCCAAAACUCACGAUGGCCAGGUGUAGAAGAAACGUAGACAACUUCUUGGAGGCCUGCCGGAAAAUCGGAGUUGAGGAAAAACUAAUGUGUUGCGCGGCUGACGUACUCGAGGGUAAAGGGACAGUACAAGUGGCUAUAACUGUGACGGAGCUGUUGAGGCGACAUGGCGGUAUACGAAUCCCACCAGUAUCAAGUGCCGCCACACCCACCUAGCGCCCGAAAUUGGCGCUCGCGCCGCUACCAACUCUCUCGCUCUAGCUAUGGUUUGCUACGAUACUUCCUUAAUGCUACAACGUCUACGAGUACUACGACAAUUACAUGUGCUACAAAAAAAUAAUGGAAGCCGAAAUUCGCUUGACUGUUCACACGAUUUUAGUAAUUAUAUGGUAGAGUGAUUACAUAUUUUUACAAUCUUUUUGUAUUGACAGAAAAUUAAGAUAAUCUGUACCAUUAAAAGCUGUAUUAUUAAAAUCGCUGUAGUCGGACUAUGCGAAUUAAUAAUGUAUUAGAACGAAUCCCUGUUUACAAAUUAAAUAGGUAUGUCUUGCUCUCUAUAAUAAAUUGACUAAGAACCCACCAAUGAAGCCAAUGAAAUAACUAACAGCAUUUUCAUGAUGCAAGUUAAAUAUUAAUAACUAAACAAUUCUUAUAAAUAGUAACUCAUGAGGCCAUAAAUGCAUUUGCGUGAAUGACGUUAUGUUGCGCUCUUUUAGUUUGGUUAUUUAGGAUACUAAUUAGUUAGUAUCUUUGAAAGAACAAUGAAGUCUUCGAGUUAAUAUGGAAUAUUUGAAAUGUUAAUUAUAUUACUCAAAUGCAAUUUUGCGAAAAACCUUUAUUAUCAUAAAAAAAAACAUCGUUCGCUUGGAGUAAAAAUCGACAAACAUCUUAAGAAUAUUUUGUUCAGUUUCUGUUUCUUAGUGUGUCGGUUUCUGUUUCUAUUCAACAUGUAAUAUUAUGUACAUAAACAAAUAUUCACUCUGUGAUGUCCUGGUCCUAAGUGCCACAUCUUUUUGGCGAUCCGGCUCGAAGGACUAUAUCUAUAGCCUAAUUGUCUAAUUUCAAAAUCUAUCGCAAUCCGUUUUAACAUAUAGCGAUUUAAGUAAUUAUGAACGUUUAAAGUCGUAAUCGUUGUCGGAACAUAUGUUGCUUUGAAUGAUCAAAAGACAACAAAACUCAGUAC
Messenger RNA from Diatraea saccharalis (sugarcane borer), 3232 nucleotides. The record is from the annotation of a GenBank genome assembly. Lineage: Eukaryota; Metazoa; Arthropoda; Insecta; Lepidoptera; Crambidae.